ACUGAGCGUAACGUUUUCUGGAGAAAUAUUCCCCCAAGAAAUUAGAGACCUGGCUGGCACAUCAGGUUCUCCAAUUUCAGUGGCAAUAAAGCUCACGGGUACUGCAAGUAUAACCACAGCUGUCGAGUGUUCGGCUUUAGCAGAAACCCUACUACCACUGAAACAGUAAAGCACUUCAAAAAAAUGCACCCCAAGCAAAACGAACUCACAAGAUUGAGAGCCUCACAAUAUAUGCUCAAGCGUUAGUAACUUUGUCGAAAGGAUCUUUACAAUGAAAAACGAACCAAUUGCAUUGACUACAAUUCAGCCCAGAGGAGUCCCAGCACCGUUUGCGAUUUGAUUGGUCUUGGUGCCGGAAAGAACAAGGACCGGCUCAAUAACUCUCGCAAGGUAUUCGCAAAGGAAAUCACAAACUACCACGACCCAUUUGACAACCAGUCGAAGUUCUACUUAGAAAGGGAUUUAAAGAGUAGUUCUCUGUUGGCUAUUUGGACUUCUGCUAUAAGCAAGAUCUGUCUUGCGUGCGCCAACUUGAAACCUCUCGACCAAAAUCGUAAAGUCCACAUAAUUGAAUUUCAUGAAAGAAGUGCUCCACACCAUUUGAACGUUUUAGUCAAUUUACUGAAGCAGUUCCCACUCGAAUACAAAAUCGCGGAUGUCACAUUAGAAAACGCUAGACGAAAGCCCGAGCUAACUGGAGAUGGUGAUAAUGAAAUGGGAGGUAUCAAAAGAAUUAGUCGCUUGAACCAUGUGCUUAGCAUAAUUAUGAACACAUUGCCGAGCGAUUUGAGAAGCAAGAUGCCGAGCUCAUUGAGGAUUAAUGAACUGAUUUCUAAGAUCAAAGAUAAUGGUUCUAUUCGUUGGAAAGUUUAGAGACAUUAUGACAUUCCUUUGUGUGCCGUAAUGUCCUCCUUAACGAGUCUUACAAACUCUCUCAAGCAGGUUUACCUUGAGAGUUAUAUCUAGAGAAAGUUUCAGCUCAAAAGUAAAGACAGCAAACUUUUCUUCUAAGAAUGAAGCUUCUCUUAGAACUGGUUCCUAAGCCCACCAAAUUGCUCUUCGAGUAAGCAAUGGGUAAACAAGAUGAUGGUUAAUUAGUGUGAGCAAGUUUUACACUCUAAUGUACGAGAAAUCUGGAGAUUGCAGGUAUUCGACCCAAGCAUCUUGAUGCAGAAGGAACAGCAUAAAUCAAAUAUUGUCUGAACAGAAACUGAGUCGAGAUCUUCGCUUGAAAAGGACCAUACGUUUGCAAGUGCACAAGGAGGCUCUGGGUUGCUCACAUAUUGAGGCCAGAUAUGAAAGCCCAAGAUAAUCGGUAGAAGUGCGGAAGGUCUUAUAGUCAGCCAGGCUUCGGCCUACGUUAAUAUUUAUCCUGGCUGCUACACCUCCGACAUAUCAACAUCAUUUGCAUACCGUAACGCAGAAAAUUGAUGUUCCGAAAAAGAGAACAUAUCUAGAAGAAAGCUCAAAGCCUUCAACAACUUUUCUGGAGCAUUUCGACAUAUUCACGAUGCGCGAGGCGUUUUAGCCAGUAGAGACAGCUUCCCACAAUUGUCCACAGCUGACGUAGAACGAUGUACCGGAGGACGAUUUCACCAUUGAGGGUAGAUCUUAAGCUCAAAAUGGUUUCGGGAAACGCCUAAGCAUAUUACCUCGAUCAAUACCAGCUGGGCAAAAGACGAAAUAUCAGGUUUUUCUCUUUAUGUCGAAAACAGUUGUGAUGAGUGA
Lachancea lanzarotensis is the source of this 1728-nucleotide messenger RNA. NCBI's taxonomy places the organism in Eukaryota, Fungi, Ascomycota, Saccharomycetes, Saccharomycetales, Saccharomycetaceae. The record is from the annotation of a RefSeq genome assembly.